UCAAGAGGUCUGUCGCGAUUACAUGAUCACUGCGAUGUGAUAUUUAUAUUUUAUAUAUAUGAUGUUUAGUUAACAAUUCAACUUUUUUGUAAAAAAAAAACAAAAAAACAAAUAACAAAAUGUUAAGCCGAUUACUGUGCGACCGUUUACUGCGCGAAGCACCGUACGACAGGAAACUAUGGACCAUGAUGAGAAAAACGUAUUGCAGCAAUAUAACGACAAAAUUAAUAUUUAAUAAAUUUUACGUUAACGAACGUAAUUCUACGUUUUCUCUUCUCAGCGUCAGGUGUUGCAGUGGUAAUGUAAUCGACCGUGCUCGGGGGAAAAAAAAUAUACCACAAUCUAAAUCCGUUGUGCCGCCAGUAAAGUUUACAUCGGUUGUCGCUGGAUUAACUGGAUCAAAAUCUGGACAACAAAAGAGGAACUGUUUUCAUCCCGGUGUUUCCAGUUUGAACAGAGAUGCCUUGGAUUUACACGACAAACCGUCAGUCACCAGUACUGACAUGUUCAAAGCCAUGCUGAGAUACAUUUGGCCCGAAGACGAUCCGGAGAUACGGAAAAGAGUCAAAAUCGCGGUGGGCUUACUUGUAGGCGCCAAGGUCUUAAAUGUUUUUGUGCCAUUUAUUUUCAAGUACGCGGUAGAUGUUUUAAAUACUCACACGGCAACUACCACCGGCAGUGCCGUCAUGAGCUUAACAACUGCGCCUGCGACAGUUGCAACUGUAGCAAGUUCGCUACUCAUAGGAUAUGGAAUAGCGCGAGCCGGAGCAGCGGGUUUUAGUGAGCUUAGAAACGCGGUUUUUGCGAAGGUCGCGCAACACUCUAUUCGUAAAAUAGCGAAAAACGUUUUUCUACAUUUGCACAAUCUCGAUAUGGCUUUUCACUUGAGCAGACAAACCGGUGCUCUAUCAAAGACAAUUGAUCGUGGCAGCCGCGGUAUUAAUUUUGUCUUAAAUGCUAUGGUCUUUAACAUCGUACCCACUAUUUUCGAAUUAGCAUUGGUCAGUGCGAUACUGGGAAUAAAAUGCGGUCCUGAAUAUUCAGCUGUAGCGUUGGGUUGUGUGGGUGUUUACACUGCGUUCACAUUAGGUGUAACGCAAUGGCGUACCAAAUUCAGAAUUCACAUGAAUAAAGCAGAAAACGAAGCGAGCAACAAGGCAAUAGAUUCACUCAUCAAUUAUGAAACAGUAAAAUAUUUCAACAAUGAAAAAUUCGAAGCAGAAAGAUAUGAUGAGUCAUUGAAAAAAUACGAAACAGCAUCCCUUAAGACCAAUACGAGCUUAGCAUUGUUGAAUUUCGGACAAAAUGCUAUUUUCAGCGGUGCACUAAGUCUAAUCAUGGUAAUGGCAGCGCAAAAUAUAAUAAAUGGUACGAUGACUGUGGGUGAUUUAGUGAUGGUAAACGCCUUGCUAUUUCAACUCUCAGUUCCAUUGGGAUUCUUGGGUUCUGUCUAUCGAGAAGUGAGACAGGCUUUCAUCGAUAUGCAAACCAUGUUUACACUCAUGACAACAGACGCUGGUAUUAAAUCAAAAGAAAAUGCAUUAAGAUUUUUCGUGACACCAGAUUCAUCAGACAUCCAGUUCAAAAAUGUGAAUUUCGAAUAUGUUCAAGGAAAACCUAUUUUCAAAAAUGUAUCAUUCACCAUACCAAGCGGCAAGAAGAUUGCUAUUGUUGGCGGAUCUGGUUGUGGGAAGACGACAAUUGUGAGAUUAUUGUACAGAUUCUUUGAACCACAGAGUGGCACUAUUCUUAUUAAUGGCCACAACAUUCAAGAUGUCGAUUUAGAAGAUCUUAGAAAUUGUAUUUCGAUUGUACCACAGGAUACAGUACUCUUUCAUGAAAAUAUAUUUUAUAAUCUACACUACGGUAAUUUGAGAAAAUCGCAUGAACAAGUUUAUGAAGCUGCAAAAAUGGCAAAUCUACACGAUUCCAUAUUAAAAUGGCCGCAAGGAUACGAUACACCCGUAGGAGAACGCGGUUUGAAAUUAAGUGGCGGGGAAAAGCAAAGAGUUGCUAUCGCCAGAGCGAUACUAAAGGACAGUCCCAUAUUAAUUUUUGAUGAGGCUACUUCCUCACUGGAUUCAAUUACAGAACAUAAUAUACUCGAUGCCUUGCGUAAGGCAACAGAAAAACGUACUUCAAUUGUGAUCGCACAUCGUUUAUUAACAGUCAUGGAUGCCGAUGAUAUACUCGUCUUAGAUCAGGGCAAGUUAAUCGAAAGAGGCACACACGAAUCUUUAUUGUCAACACCAAAUUCCUUAUAUAGCAAAUUGUGGGAAACUCAACACUUGGGUAUGAAAAAACCUCAAGAACAAGAAGAAAGAAACAAAGCUAAACAACAUAAUUAAAGAUAACGUAAUCUAGGUAAAAAAUAUUUGUUACACAAUGAAAGAAAAUCUCGGCUGUUCGAGAAAUUUAUUGAAAAUAAGUUAUGAUUUAAACACGUGUACCAGAAACGAUUUGUUUCAUAAAAUGUCAAAGUAUUUUAGAAUUGUGCGUAAUGUAAAUGUGUAAAGUUAAAAGAACAGACAAAGAGAUAUUUAUAUUAUGAAGUCACAAGUGUGUGUGUACAUAUUAGACAAUGCCAAAUAAUGUCAAAUAGUAAUAAACAAGUGUGUAUCACAUUAACAUUUUUAGAUAGUUACUUCUUUGUUUUAAUCAAUUGAGACAAGUUGCGAUUAAAAUAAUUUGUAUGUAUGUAUAUUUUCACAUAAUAAUAUAGAUGAAGAGAAGGGGAGAA
Molecule: messenger RNA, 2740 nt
Organism: Pseudomyrmex gracilis
Lineage: Eukaryota; Metazoa; Arthropoda; Insecta; Hymenoptera; Formicidae
Gene: ABCB7
Product: ATP-binding cassette sub-family B member 7, mitochondrial
Exons: 11
Coding region: 120-2348 (742 amino acids)
Biological process (GO): transmembrane transport; intracellular iron ion homeostasis
Cellular component (GO): mitochondrial inner membrane
Molecular function (GO): ABC-type transporter activity; ATP binding; ATP hydrolysis activity
Source: RefSeq, a predicted model, not a curated record